Messenger RNA from Rubroshorea leprosula, 2594 nucleotides. Lineage: Eukaryota; Viridiplantae; Streptophyta; Magnoliopsida; Malvales; Dipterocarpaceae. The record is from the annotation of a GenBank genome assembly.
GAUCUGGUGCGAUUUAAGAAAACCCAAGUGUUGGAACUACCAAAUUCACAUGGGUAUAUUGUUUAAAGUCGAGCGUAAUCAUUAUCAUUGGUGGGAAUUCAAAGGCUAAAAACAGGUCAGGCCGACCGUUAUAACCGGCAAAUUUCCCUCUAACUACUGGCGAACCCAAAACUUGCAAACCCUCUUCAUCUUCCUUCGGCUUCUCCAUUUCAUUUCUCUCCCUAAUCUAUUUAUCCAGGGGGAAUAAGUUUUUGGAGAAAUGGGGAAACGGAACAAGGAAGGUGAUAAAAUAGAGAGGACAAUUCGUGCUCUUCUCAAAAUCCCGGAGAAUAAAAGAUGCAUCAACUGCAAUAGUUUGGGACCACAAUACGUUUGCACAACCUUCUUGACUUUUAUUUGCACCAACUGUAGCGGAAUACAUAGGGAAUUCACACAUCGAGUGAAAUCAGUAUCCAUAGCUAGGUUUACUGCAGAAGAAGUAACUGCUCUUCAAACAGGAGGAAAUGAGCGAGCAAGGGAAAUUUAUUUCAAGAAUUGGGACGUGCAACGAAAUUCUUUACCUGAUGGCAGUAAUCUUCAAGGACUCCGAGACUUCAUCAGGAAUGUUUAUGUGGAUAGAAAAUACACCGGUGAGAGGACUGACAAGCUUCCAAUGCUCAGAUUGGCUAAGAGUGAGGAUUUCAGUGGAAGCAGGAAGCUUGGUUCAUAUUUUGACGCUAAAAGCCCAAGUUAUGAAGAUAGAUAUGAACAGAAAAAUUGCAGUCCUACUGGGAGAAGCGAUGAAAGAACUUUCAAGUGUUAUUUUGAUGAGAGAAGUAACAAAGAUGCCCAAGAAAAUUCAAGAUAUGGAGGUUCACGGAGAAACCCCGUCCGCUUUGAGAUUGUAGAUAACAGAAUUCGUGAUACUGGAUCUGGAAGUAGUAGAAGGCAUGAGAGCCUCGGCUUUCCAGAUAGAGAAUGCAAGUCGGAAAUUUGGUCACCAAAGCUUCAAAAGAACAUUGACAGCUCUAAACCUCCAACAGUACAGCCUGUUAGAGAUAUUUUAGGGAAGAAUGUUCCUGGUCUCCAUGUUGGUGAAAAUUCAGAAAUGAAUACUAGGAAAAAUGAAGGUGGUUCAGAUGACAAUAAGAACAUCACAUCAUCUGGUAGCCAAAAAUCUGUUGAUAGAAAUAUUUUGGAGCAUAAGAAAGGGAACUUGGAAAGCUUGAUUGAUUUUGAUUUAGAUUCAGAGCCCUCUAAUGCAGUAGCAAUGCUUAAUGCAGAGCAGAUGCCUGCUGCAUCCAUUGAAGGUGGCAACCAGCUUUCAUGUGAACUUUCUUUAAAGGAGAAAACAGCUCAGGCCUCAAAUGCAAAUACUUUGGAAUUUUUGCUGUUUGACUUGUCAACGCCAGCACCUUCAGGUGUAACUGUUGAUAAUAUGUCUGCAGCACUGGGCACUUUUUUUGAUGCCCCACAGAAUGCAUCUGAAGAAAAUGUGCCCCUAGCUGGUGUUUCAGCAGCUGGUUCUGCAGAAAAGCUCUUGCUGUUGACCAAUGAUUUUGGUUCUUCAACAACAGAACCUAUUACCAAUCUCCACGUGAAACCUUCUGUAGGUCCUCCUCAGGCUGUGAAUGAUAAAAGUGGUGGCUACAAUAAUAAAGUUCCUGAUGGACCACAAUUACUCACAAUGUAUCACGAUCAGCCUUCUGCAUUUCAUGCAUCCUAUGGUAGCUCCAGUGCACAAGGUACUACAGCAGACACAGCUUUGAAUAACCAGCCUUAUACUUCAUCACUCAGGGAUGGCACUCAAGGGCCUUUCAAUGUUUCUUCUGACCAAUCAAUUCAAGUCAUCUCUAGAUCAACCAGAGACACAAAUUGUGGAAUUAGAAUCCAGACUCUUUCAGCAGAAUCAGAGUCUAGUGGAAGGAAGGAACUUCCUGCGGACUUCUUUAGUGCAAGUCAUUCAUCAGUCCCUGCAGCAGUUCCAGGUUGGCAAACAAGUCUACCUCAUGGCAUGCAGUAUUACCCAAGGGCAAUGCAUGUGUCAGGAUUUCCAAACACAGUAAAACCGACAAACCCAUUUGAUUUUAACAGUGAAACAGCUGCAACACAAGUCCCCUCGUUUCCUUCCAUGACAUCCUUGCAAGGAGCAAUCCCAAAUGUGUCGGCCCCCACACACCUGUUGCAUGCAUCCAGCUUUGGUGCCCAUCAUCCAGGAUUGAUGACAUCUCAUUCACCAUCUUAUAACCCUAUGAUGUCUCCCCAGUCUUCUUUUGGUACAUACACGGUAGAGCAAUCACAUAGUGUUUCGCCAAGACAAGAAGGAACUCAUGGCUUCGCUGGUGCAGGAGCUAUUUCCGGUUCCUUAAUCACAAUGCCUAGGCCUACAGAUGGAUACUCAGCAGCUACUCCAAAUUAUUUUCAUACAUUGGGAGGAAAUCCAUUUGGAUAGAUGGGAUAACAGAAGUUGUUGUUUCAAUGUUUGCUGCAACCUUGGCCAAGAGGAGAAUUACAUAAUUAUAGAUCAAGAGGAAGCCUUUGAGAACAGUAUAUUCUAGACUCUACAUAAGAAGUAUUCUAGACCUGGUUAUUGUUAAUACAAGUACAUUACCUAG